GCGCCACAGCUGAUAGCCAAAACACAAACACAAAAGACGCGCAAUUUUUAUAGUCUUGAGGAAAUCGAGGAUUUAAGGAUGAGCUUUGCAAGAGGGGAACAGGAAAAUGGAGCGGGCCAGUUCAGAUUUCCUGAGAGCUGGAAGGACAAUGCCAGAAUGCAGGUGAAGUUCGCCAUGUUCCGAUCGCGACAUCUGGACACUGAGGAUUACGACGCAAAAAUGAAAUUCUGGACGGACCUGAUCGCGAAGUACUUAAAGUUUUGCGGCAGACCCAUCUUCAGUCUGAGGGAUCUGCAACUGCAGUUCAUGCGGGGUGACCAAUUGCCCGCCUGUUUGGACACCGUCAUAUCCGAGAUGCAGCAGACGAAAAAGAUCCGGUCUCGCAGUGAAUUCGAGCAGGAUCCGGCGAAUUCCUGGAGCGGCUGGCUGGUCAACAGCCUGGUAAAGCGACCCCUCUCAUGGAGCUGGUCUAAGAUCAAGCACAGCGUGGUUGGGGAGGAUCUGGAGGCCUCCUCUUUACUGGAAUGGAUUCACCUUGAUGUCUUAAACACUACUUGCGACCUCAUAGCAGAGAAAGUCUUAUCGGAAAACAGCGGGAAACUCCUACAUUUCGAGGCCUUCAAAUCCCUUUGCAAGGCUCAACAAGUGCGCAUCUAUUCAGACAAAGAUUUCUGCGUUUGCUUGCUGGCCUUAAAUGUUCGCCAAAUCGUUGGUCUGGAAUUUAAAAUGGAAAAGGGAGUACGCCAAAUUCAUUUGAUCAAAAUUCCAAAAAAAGAAGGCGAUGAUCUCAACAUAAGCCAAGAAGAUCAUGCCGUCCACAAUCUCCAGAAUACGCAGGCCCAGUUACUCAAGCAAUUAGAAGACCUGGAGGAAGAAAUCAAGGUAAACGAUGAAAAAGCACGUCAGUACUUGAAGGAAAACAAGCGGCAAUUGGCCAAGACAUACCUACGAAAAAGGCACCUAUUGGAGAAGAAUCAUGAACGUCGAAGCCUUGCUUUGCACAACAUCGAAUCUCUUUUGUGCAGCGUGGAUGAGGCUCAAAACAGUGGCGUUGUUCUAGACGCCUACAAAAUUGGCUCAAAUACCCUUAAGAAGGUGCUUUCGGAUUCUGGUUUGAAGUACGACAACGUCGACGAAGUUCUGGCCGAUGUGCGGGAUACUCUCGACCAGCACCGAGAAGUUCAGGACGUCUUGUCCACUAGCUUUGCGGAGGGAGUGAGUCAAGAGGAGGAUCAACUGGAACGGGAGUUACGGGAUCUGUGCGGCGAGUCAUCGCCAGCUACCUUCAGACCACUCAUCAAUAACAACGAUAAGACGGAGGUUGUGAUCACUGAUGAGGAGAUGAUUGCCAUGCUGCAAGAUCUGGAGGUUGAGGAUGGAACUGUGUCCCAAAUGAGUACCAGAACUGUGAAAGCUGUACAGGGGCUUUAAAAUUCGUUUAAAUAUGUAUUUGUUGUUCUUUUUAAUGGCAUGUGAACUGUUCUUUAACUUAAGUUAAUAAAUGAAAUGUAAACUAUU
Messenger RNA from Drosophila subpulchrella, 1518 nucleotides. RefSeq names its product charged multivesicular body protein 7. The transcript has 4 exons. Bases 79 to 1431 code for a protein of 450 amino acids. Gene Ontology annotation, cellular component: multivesicular body; ESCRT III complex. Lineage: Eukaryota; Metazoa; Arthropoda; Insecta; Diptera; Drosophilidae. The record is from RefSeq and is a predicted model, not a curated record. Gene Ontology annotation, biological process: late endosome to vacuole transport via multivesicular body sorting pathway; vesicle budding from membrane.